GCUCAUUGCCUUCUGGGAGUCGUGGUCGUCAGCCCGAGGUCGCUGCAGGGAGGACUACGUUUCCGAAAAAAGCGUGCAAAGCCCUCGCGCGCAUCCGCCGGAAGUAGUCUGCCACACGAGGUGCUGCGAGGGGGAGACGCCUGCCUGGUCGCAGUUGCCGGUUCGGUGGUCAUCGCAAUGCCCAAGGCCAAGGGGAAGACCAGGAGACAAAAAUUCGGUUACAAUGUUAACCGGAAGCGUCUGAACCGGAAUGCUCGACGGAAAGCAGCGCCACGGAUCGAGUGUUCCCACAUCCGACAUGCCUGGGACCACGCCAAAUCCGUGCGGCAGAACCUGGCCGAGAUGGGGUUGGCUGUGGACCCCAACAAGGCGGUGCCCCUCCGAAAGAGAAAGGUGAAGGCCAUGGAGGUGGACAUAGAGGAGAGGCCUAAGGAGCUUGUGCGGAAGCCCUAUGUGCUCAAUGACCUAGAGGCAGAAGCCAGCCUCCCAGAAAAGAAAGGAAACACACUGUCUCGAGACCUUAUUGACUAUGUGCGCUACAUGGUAGAGAAUCACGGGGAGGACUACAAGGCUAUGGCCCGGGACGAGAAGAAUUACUAUCAAGAUACCCCAAAACAGAUUCGGAAUAAGAUCAACGUCUAUAGGCGUUUUUACCCAGCGGAGUGGCAAACCUUCACUGAAUCUUUGCAGAAGAAUAAGAUGGAGGUUGAGUGAUUGGCUGAUACCUACCCUGGGGCUGAGGUCUCCUCCUGGACCAGAGAAGCUGGAAGCCAGGAUUUAAGGCAAAAAGGGGCAUGUGGCUAGAUGAGGUUGGUCAAAUCCCAUGGAAUCAAAAGGUUAUACACACAUGCAAAUAGACACACUCACAUUCCCUUCUCUGGGGAAGGAACUGUCUCCAAGAGGCUUCUGAGGGCCCUGAAAAAAGCCAGAACCUACUGUUUUCAGUGGGUGGUUUACAUACAGUCUGUACAUAAUAAAACAAAGCUAUUUUAUUUUUCUGAUGGUUAUAUGUUCCCCUCAUGGCCAAGUGCCAGGACUGCCCCUGUGAAAAUCAACUCAGGGUAGAGAGCCCAUCUAACCCUUUAUGUGCUGCAUUCCCACACCCUCUUAGGUGUGGCCUCCCUCCUCUUAUCCAUUUUGGUUCCAUUGUUUUGGUUUUGGUUCCAUUGUUCUGCCUUGGUUUCCUGCACAGCAUUCACCCUUCUACAGAAGCCUGCUGCUAACCCUGGAGUGCUUGGGCAAGGUCUAUCUCCCCAACACUAUAUCUUCAACUAUUACAAUACCAAAUCUCUCUCAUUUUUAAUGUUUCCCCCUCUAAUCUGGUUCUCACUGCUCUUCAAAAGAAUUGGGUGUUUUUACAUAGGUCAUUUCACAUAAAACCUUGUUAAGGUCUGUGGCUUUAUUUUACAGGUAAGGAGACUGAGGCUUGAUAGGUCAGUGUGAGGUUUGAAGUCAGGUUGGUCUAACAGCUAAGCCUGGGCUUUCACUUGCUAUCCUCCUCUUCAGUCCCAUACUGUCAGGGCAGGCUGGAAACUGACAAGGUCCCAGAAACCCCUCCUAUGGGACGUAGCUGGCUUAGCUCCUAACAGUGACUAACCCUUGUGAGCAGUGCACACAGCUUUUGGAAUCUAAUCUGCAGCUGAGUGUGUUUUUUGUUUCCUUCUUUAAAUAAGUAGGCUCCACGCCCAAUGUGGGGCUUGAAUUCAUGACCCUGAGAUAAAGAGUUAUAUGCUCUACCAACUGAGCCAGCCAGAUUCCCUGCUUGUGAGGGCUUUUAUUCAACCUCAGAACACAUCUUACACAGCAUUCCGAAUUCUGGCCUUUAAUAGCUGUCUGCUUGUUUCUUUAACCAAUUCAGGUGCCAAUUUUAGGAAGCCUUUCCUACUACUGUCACCCAUCCUGUUGUCCCUACACCCCAGACUUGCUUAGCAAUACAUACCAGUCAUAACUGCCUUUUCAUCUGCUUGAUGUCUCCUACCAGACUGGGCUUGAGUGCAGGCACCUUCCUUGGGAAUCCAGAGCUGAGCCCAAAGCAGCUGUUGGGGGAAUGUUCCAUCCUAACUUCUGGCUCCCAGGGAUGGGGCAGCCAGGUUUGGAUACCUCCCAAAAGAUUUGGAGUUAGGCCAAAACCCAUGUUCCUUACCACCUCACUUCCAGGUACACUGAAGGGCUAGGGCACUGGGAUUUGCUGUUGACAAAUGAUUGUGUCACUGGAAGUAUCCUACGACCACCCUCCUUACCUGCCCCUCACUGGAACUGUAAUACUCAAAAUCAGAAUUCAAAUAAAACAAUAUUUGAGUUUGGGGCAUCUAUUUUGUGCCUCAAGUA
Canis lupus familiaris (dog) is the source of this 2328-nucleotide messenger RNA. RefSeq names its product NOP16 nucleolar protein (gene NOP16). NCBI's taxonomy places the organism in Eukaryota, Metazoa, Chordata, Mammalia, Carnivora, Canidae. The coding region runs from base 178 to 714 and encodes 178 amino acids. The record is from RefSeq and is a predicted model, not a curated record. Gene Ontology annotation, biological process: ribosomal large subunit biogenesis. Gene Ontology annotation, cellular component: nucleolus. The transcript is spliced from 5 exons.